Tricharina praecox is the source of this 1643-nucleotide messenger RNA. RefSeq names its product S-adenosyl-L-methionine-dependent methyltransferase. The coding region runs from base 374 to 1381 and encodes 335 amino acids. Lineage: Eukaryota; Fungi; Ascomycota; Pezizomycetes; Pezizales; Pyronemataceae. The transcript has 9 exons. Gene Ontology annotation, molecular function: methyltransferase activity. The record is from RefSeq and is a predicted model, not a curated record.
GUACACACGCUCCUCUCCGUCCUCUUUGCACCCGCUCCUCCCCUCUCUGUCCGUUUUGUACCCGUCCAUUUGUGUUUGUUCUGAUUUGUUUUCGCUCACCCAUCCUCGUGCACUGUGCAAUCUCUCAUCUCCUCCUCCUCCUGUUGUCCUUCAAUCCCCUCCAUCAUCCACUCUCCCCCGUACAUUCAAUCUCCUCCUGUCUUCUAUUGUCCUCCCAUCCUCCUCCAUUGUCCCCCCAUCCAUUUCCCCCCGUGGAACAACUUCCCUUCUUCCCGCCCUUGCUCUCCGAGACCUUCAUCCCGAACUCUGUUUUGCCCUUCUUAACAUCCACGUAACCUCUGCUAUAACAAUAAACGGUUCACCCCUCGCAAUAAUGGCCGGAAUCUCGAAACUAGAGAAGGACGAGAUGACGAUCGAAGUGGAUCCUGCGGUUCUCGAGAACAGUGAUGCCGACUACGAGUCCGCUGGUUAUGAUUCCAGCACUCAGAGUCUUACCUCGUCUAUCAACGAAUGGAUCUUCGAGAACGGCCGUCGUUAUCACGUCUACUUCGGAGCGGAGAAGAACCUCAUGCCCACGGAUGAGGUCGAGCAGGACCGCCUCGACAUGCAUCACGAGUCCUUGCUGCAGAUCCUCUCGGGGAAGCUUCACCUUGCCCCUCUCAAGGAACCCCAUCGUAUUCUCGACGUUGGCACGGGCACUGGUAUCUGGGCUAUCGACAUGGCUGAUAAAUAUCCUUCUGCCGAGGUGAUCGGCAUCGAUCUUAGCCCCAUCCAGCCCAAAUGGGUCCCGCCGAACUGCCGUUUCGAGGUCGACGACGCCGAGCGUGAAUGGACCUACGCCGAGAACUCGUUCGAUUUCAUCCACUUGAGAAACAUAUCGAUCUCGAUUAGUGACUGGCAGUUCUUGCUCGGUCAAGCCUACAGGUGCCUGAAGCCCGGUGGCUACAUCGAGCACUGCGAGCUCGGCAUCCAGACGCUCUGCGACGACGGAACCAUGCCGGACGACCACGGCUCGAAGCGGUGCAUGGAAUAUAUCUCGGAGGCCAUGACCAGUAUAGGAAAGCCGCCCGCGACGAAACCCACCAUGGUGGACAACAUGAAGGAAGCCGGUUUCGUUGAAAUUGACGCGAACACCUUCAAGCAGCCUAUCGGACCGUGGCCUAAGGAUCCACGCAUGAAGAGAAUUGGCGGAAUGAGUGUUCUUCUGUCCGAGACUGGCUACGAGGCAUACGGCAUGGGUCCCCUUACCAGGAUCCUCGGCUUCGAACAUGCGAAGGCCAAGAAGAUUUGUGAUGAUGCGUUCGCCGCCGUGAAGAACAAGAAUUAUCACGUGUACAAUCACUAUUAUGUUGUCUAUGCCCGCAAGCCCGAGGAGGAAUAGGCAAGGGAUUGCAACCGCGUCGAGACAUUGCCUGCCUGCAGAUUUUAUUGGCUGGAGUGGGAAGCGGAACGACUUUCUCUCCACCUUGUUUAUUCGUUUUCUUUGUCUCGUCGCCUUACUGGAUGAUGAUCCAGCUGUCUUUAUAUCCUGUUCUAGCGUUCUGUUUUAGGCACUUUUAUGGUGCCGUCGAAGGUUGCUCUCGUCCCGUUUUCAGCGGACGGUCGGAUUCAUGAAUCGUGAUGAAUCCAAACCUUUCCCUGCU